Molecule: messenger RNA, 1457 nt
Organism: Biomphalaria glabrata
Lineage: Eukaryota; Metazoa; Mollusca; Gastropoda; Planorbidae
Product: neuronal acetylcholine receptor subunit beta-3-like
Exons: 7
Coding region: 24-1346 (440 amino acids)
Biological process (GO): chemical synaptic transmission; nervous system process; monoatomic ion transmembrane transport
Cellular component (GO): synapse; membrane; neuron projection
Molecular function (GO): transmembrane signaling receptor activity; extracellular ligand-gated monoatomic ion channel activity; neurotransmitter receptor activity
Source: RefSeq, a predicted model, not a curated record
AUCCAGCGCUAAGACUAGCUAAGAUGCUGUUGCUAUGGAUACUGGGGUUCGUGACUAAAUGCAGUGGUCAGAACUACUCUGACGGGCUGGAAAUUAUGAGGACAAAGUUAAAAGCUGACAAUUAUAACCCAGACCUGCGUCCAUUGAUUAACCAAUCAGCAAUCAUUAGCGUCUCUGUCUCUUUUCAACUGGUGUCCAUCGUGGAAGUGAAUGACGUCACGCAAAGCUUCGUCUGCAACGGCUUCCUUCCCUUGACCUGGACUGAUGAGAUCUUAGCGUGGGAACCUAGUGACUACGGAGGUUUGAUGUCCAUACAUCCUCUCCCAGAGGCGGUCUGGAGGCCGAGGGUCGUGCUCUUAAACACAAUAGACAAGAGAGAUUUAUUCGGGGACGACAAAGCUCCACUAAACGUUGAAUCCACUGGGCUAACUCACUGGAUACCUGGCAGUCUAUUUCUGACGUCCUGUGAACUGGACAUGACCAAGUAUCCUUUUGACAAACACACUUGUUUUAUCCAGUUGAUAGCAAUGACUUACCAGACUCACGAACUACAUUUCAUCGCCCCAAAGUCUCCGGAAGUUGGCCUCACGUUCUACACGCCUCACGGGGAAUGGAACUUAUUGAAAACAACCAUAGAGGCCUUCAAUGACACCUCAGGAUUUGUUAAAUACUCAUCCAUAAAGAUCAGCUUCGAUAUACAGAGGCGUCCAUUGUUUCUGAUGAUCAACAUAGUACUUCCGGUCAUCUUUUUAUCUUUCUUGAAUAUACUAGUCUUCCUGAUCCCGGCAGAUUCAGGGGAGAAAAUUGGAUACGGUAUAACAGUGUUACUUGCCCUAUCCGUCUUCCUGAGUAUUGUAGGCGGCAUGCUGCCCAGGUCCUCCAAGUCCAUGCCGGAAGUGACCAUGUACCUAUUUAUCCUGCUCAUUAUCUCCAUGCUGACAGUGCUGGACAGCAUCGCCAUCGUCUGCCUGCAUCACAUGGAAGAGAAAGAAACAAAACAUCUCAGGGCGAAGCACAAUUACAAGUCCGCCAUUAAAAAAGUAACCACCCUACGACAAGCGGUGACUGGUCUAAAUGGAGUCUCCAAAGUUGGGCUGUCUACCAUAGCUGCAAAGCUCAGGGAACAAGGAAACGCCAAGACGAUUCAUGUACCAGAGUCGCCAGACAAGGGAAAUAACCAUGAAAAUGACUCCUUGGACGAAGACCAGAAGAGUUACGCCGAGUACAACAAAUAUAAAAUAAUAGGGAAAUACAUUGAUAAGGUGUCACUGGUCGUAUUCUUGGUCGUUUGGCUUGCAGUCACGGCUGGAUUUAUGCUGGACAUUGCUUCACCUCACAUCUUUUAAUCAUUUUAUAAAAAGACAGUAAUAUUAAUUUUCUCAUUUGUAAAUGGACAUUAUUAAAGCAUUCGUUGUGAUAUCUAACCAAAUAUUUCUACCUCCCACAAGGAUUACAUC